Messenger RNA from Hibiscus syriacus, 1734 nucleotides. RefSeq names its product transcription termination factor MTERF4, chloroplastic-like. NCBI's taxonomy places the organism in Eukaryota, Viridiplantae, Streptophyta, Magnoliopsida, Malvales, Malvaceae. Bases 13 to 1320 code for a protein of 435 amino acids. The transcript has 2 exons. The record is from RefSeq and is a predicted model, not a curated record. Gene Ontology annotation, biological process: regulation of DNA-templated transcription. Gene Ontology annotation, molecular function: double-stranded DNA binding.
AUUCUUCGGAUAAUGGAAGUAUUUCAUACCGGUGUGAAUUGUGAGAUUAUGAAGAUCAGAAGCUGUUCUGGAAUUACAAAACCAGGUCUUUUGCUUGUACACUCCGAGUUACCUGCUCUCACCUUCCAUAAACCCAAGUUAACAUGGACAUCGACUCUUAAAAUCCCUGGUAACUGUGAGAGGACCUCUGGAUCGGUUACAAGGUUCCGUUGCAGUGUUGCUGGUAGAACCUUUUCUUCUAUACCUGUGAGUUCAUCUUCUUCGAAGCCAUAUACUGUUCAUCUGAAUCGGAAGCAAGUCCAUCCCUCAUCCUUGUAUAGUCGUCCUAGUUUGUCUAACAUGAAGAAAGAGAGGAUAGCAAAUCGUGCUAAGGUUUAUGAGUUUUUGAGGGUACUUGGUAUUAUUCCUGAUGAGCUAGAUGGGCUAGAACUUCCUGUGACGGUUGAGGUUAUACAAGAACGUAUAGAUUCUCUUCAUAAAUUGGGGCUUACUAUUGAGGACAUCAACAAUUAUCCGCUGGUUCUCGGUUGUAGUGUGAAAAAGAACAUGAUUCCGGUGCUUGAUUAUUUGGGGAAAUUGGGUAUUAGAAAAUCCACUUUCACAGAGUUUUUGAGAAGAUAUCCACAAGUUCUCCAUGCAAGUGUUGUGGUUGACCUUGCCCCGGUAGUCAAGUAUCUUCAAGGGAUGGAUAUCAAGCCUAAUGAUAUACCUCGGGUGCUUGAGAGAUAUCCAGAAGUCUUGGGAUUUAAGCUUGAGGGGACAAUGAGCACAUCAAUGGCUUAUUUAGUUGGCAUUGGAGUGUCUAGAAGGGAAGUUGGAGGGGUCUUAACCAGAUACCCUGAUAUUCUUGGGAUGCGAGUUGGCCGCGUGAUCAAGCCAUUUGUGGAUUAUCUUGAAGGUUUGUGUAUUCCAAGGUUAGCUAUAGCUAGAUUGAUAGAGAAGGGACCUCACAUCCUUGGGUUUGGAUUAGAGGAGAGGGUCAAACCAAAUGUUGCAUCCCUUCUAGAGUUCAAUGUUAGAAAAGAAUCACUUCCAUCUAUAAUAGCACAAUAUUCUGAAAUCAUUGGAAUUGAUCUUCUGCCAAAGCUUCUUGGUCAAAGGAGUUUGAUUCAAUCAAUCAUUGAUUUGAAACCUGAGGAUUUUGGGACUGUUGUGGAGAAAAUGCCUCAGAUUGUGAGCCUUAGUAAGACUUCUAUGGUGAAACAUGCAGAUUUCCUAAAGGCUUGUGGAUUUUCCUUGCAACAAGUGAGGUCCAUGGUUGUAGAAUGUCCCCAGAUCCUUGCUUUGAAUCUUGACAUCAUGAAACUCAGCGUCGAUUAAUUCCAAAUGGAGAUGCAGAGCCCACUUUAUGAUUUGGCUGCCUUCCCACCAUUCUUUACUUAUGGUCUUGAAUCCACUAUAAAGCCUAGAGACAAGAUUGUAAGAAAGAAAGGUUUUAAAUGUUCUCUCUCGUGGCUUCUUAACUGCUCUAAUGAGAAAUUUAUGGAACGGUUGAACUACGACACAAUUGAGGUGGAGGAAAUGGAAACAAUGCCUUCAUUUGACACGAAUUCACUGAUGGAACCAAGGAGCAAUGAGUCUGAUUCUGACUAUGAGGAUAGUGAUGACGAGUACGUAUAAAACCAUUAGAAAUUCUUGGCUUUUCUCAAAUCAUAUAAUAUUUUUGCGGGGAGCACGAUGUGAACUUUGAAAGUUCAAAGUAAACUCUGUUUAGUCGAAACACGAUGAUGAAAU